Kockovaella imperatae is the source of this 1208-nucleotide messenger RNA. RefSeq lists its product as hypothetical. The transcript is spliced from 7 exons. The coding region runs from base 81 to 1007 and encodes 308 amino acids. Lineage: Eukaryota; Fungi; Basidiomycota; Tremellomycetes; Tremellales; Cuniculitremaceae. The record is from RefSeq and is a predicted model, not a curated record.
UCUUGAACGUUGAUCCAUCCAACAUAACGACGACCCCGUCUCUGAUCUCAUUCAUCCCUCAAACUAACUGUAGAUCAAUUAUGUCUGACCAAAAGAAGAUCUUUGUCUUCACCGCUACCGGUGACCAAGGUAGCUCCGUCGCCAAGUAUCUGGCCAAGACUGGCCAGUAUGAGAUCUGGGGAUUGACAAGGAACACGGAGAGUGACAAGGCGAAAGAAUUGACCCAGCUCGGAGUCAAAAUGGUCAAGGGCGACAUGGACGACGUUUCGUCCUACGAGCCUCACCUCGAAGGCAUCCACGGAGCCUUUGUAAAUGCUGAUUUCUGGGCCAAGUACUUCUCCAACGGUUUCAACGGAAAAGAAGCUGGCGAGUACGAAUAUGGCGUAGCGACCCGUGCGAUCGAGGCCGUCGUCAAGGCCGGAGCCAAGCAUAUCAUCUACUCUUCUCUUGAUGACUGCCCAUUCGUUCCUCAUUUCCAUUACAAGCAGGAAGUAUCCAAAUGGGCAAAGUCCAAGGACUACCCCGUGACCAACCUUCACGUGGCACACUAUCUUUCCAACCUUGUCAAAUUCCCAGACUUCAUCAAGGCCGACGGAGAAGGUGGGUAUAUCCUUCAGAUCGCUGCCGCGGACGAGACCACCUUGGGCAACUUUGCGGUCGAACAGACUGGAGGAUGGGUUGUCCCCAUCUUUGCAGACUCGAAAAAGUAUCUCGGCGGCAAGGUCAAUGCCACUUCCGAGACAUUGACUGUCAAAGAAUGGGCCAAAGAGAUCUCCGAGUACAUUGGUAAACCCGUCAAGACGAUGGGUCUCACACCUGCCAUCUACGAUGACUACUCUGGCCUGGUCAAGAACGGCGUUCCUGAAGAGCUGGUCCUCAAUUACAAGGGCUUCAAUGAGGGUUACUUCAAGUGGAACCUCAAGGAGAGUCUUGAAGUCUUCCCCGACGCCUGGGACACCAAAGCAUGGGCGAAGAACACUGGUGCUUUGGACCAAUUCAAAGCUUGAGCGAGGUGUGAGCCAUCGGAGGAGGGUGAGGAGCAGAUGCAGAGGCAAUGACUCCACACGCGUCGUUUGUAUGACCAAUUCUCGUAGCACUAUUGCAUAUAUCAUUGUUUCGUCCGUUUAUCGUUGUGUCGUUAAGGAUCAGGGGGGGGGGGGGGAAGUCGUCACGGGUCGUUGAUUACAGGUUCGUGAGGGGGAUUCUUU